CAGACGAGAAAUUUCACGCUCAGGAAGGCUCCAAUACAACUCCGUGGCAGGGCGUUCGGGAGAAGCCGGGCAGCACUUCCAGGAAGAGGAGUGGACAUAAGAAACCUUUGUAAUACAAAUUACAGACUUAAAGGUAUCCAUUUACUCAAGUAAAUUUACCUUUCAAGGAAAUGAUGGAUUUCUUAAACUUGACCGAUCAAAACUUUACCUCAGAAGAAACAUUCAAUAGAAUGCCGUCUAAGAUUCUGGUCUCACUUACUCUGUCAUUAUUGGCACUGAUGACAACUGCUAUCAACUCUCUUGUGAUCACUGCUAUAAUUGUUACCCGGAAGCUACAUCACCCUGCCAACUAUUUAAUCUGCUCCCUCGCAGUUACCGAUUUUCUAGUGGCCAUCCUCGUGAUGCCCUUCAGCAUCAUAUAUAUUGUGAAAGAAACUUGGCUCAUGGGUCAAGUAGUCUGUGACAUCUGGCUGAGCGUUGACAUUACCUGCUGCACAUGUUCCAUCUUGCACCUCUCGGCUAUAGCUUUGGAUAGGUAUCGUGCAAUCACUGAUGCUGUCGAGUAUGCCAGGAAAAGGACACCUAAGCAGGCUGGGAUUAUGAUCACUGUGGUGUGGACUAUUUCAGUUUUCAUCUCCAUGCCACCUCUAUUCUGGAGACAUCAGGGAACCAGCAAAGAAGAUGAAUGCAUAAUCAAACAUGACCAUAUUGUUUUCACCAUUUACUCUACAUUUGGAGCUUUCUACAUACCACUGGCACUGAUACUCAUCCUCUAUUAUAAAAUAUACAGGGCAGCAAGGACAUUGUACCACAAGAGAAAUGUUAGUCGGGUUGCCAAAGGAGAGCCAAAUGGUCAGGCUCUGGAAAGCAGUGAGCGAAACAUUCACCUGGUCUCUACAUCAUAUGUGCAAGAGAAGUCUUUAUCUGACCCUUCGGCAGACUUUGAUAAAAUACAAAGCACUGUAAAAAGUCCCAAAUCGGAAUUAAGGCCAGAAAAAUCUUGGAGGAGGCAAAAGAUUUCUGGAACAAGAGAGCGGAAAGCAGCCACUACAUUGGGGUUAAUCCUAGGUGCAUUUGUGAUCUGCUGGCUUCCCUUUUUUGUCAAGGAGGUAGUUGUCAACAUAUGUGAGAAAUGUCAAAUUUCAGAUGAACUAUCUAAUUUUUUGACAUGGCUUGGCUAUCUCAAUUCUCUUAUAAACCCAUUGAUCUAUACAAUCUUCAAUGAAGACUUCAAGAAAGCAUUUCAGAAACUUGUGAGAUGCAGACAUUACCUUUAGAAUAAUAUAGUAUUGAAAGUUUUUUGUGUAUAUCUAUAUCUAUGUACAUGCUAUGUUCAUUUAAAUAUGUUGAAAUUUUGUGGGAAAGGAAAUAUUUUAAGAUUUCUUCACAUUUUAAAUUUUCUAUUGAUCAGAAUGUUUACUGAUAAAAGAUAGUUUUAUUUGACCAUCAUUAUGGGGUAUUGUGAAUCUAAGAAUGGUUUUAUGCAGAAUGAAAGCAGUAUUCAAUUUUCCUAUUCAUUUUUUAAAAUGUUAAUGGGACAUAUCUUCUAUUGUGUUGAUGACAGUAGUGGAAGGAAACUUUUUGGUUGCUAUCAAACUCUUUAAUCUUUAAGUCAGAAAGCUGACCUUAUAAAUUGCUGUUCUUCGUUUCUAAAGGGAAAAUGUAAUUCAUUCAUAAAAUAUGACACGCUCUAUCAGUUCACUAUCUCUCCAAUACCUGACCCCAAGAAGUUCCACUUCAUUUGACCAAAAUAAAGGUAGAAGAAUAACUUUAUUGAUCAAGAGACCUAGAAUUUAUCAUUCAACUUUGUCUUUCUCAUGU
Molecule: messenger RNA, 1821 nt
Organism: Phascolarctos cinereus (koala)
Lineage: Eukaryota; Metazoa; Chordata; Mammalia; Diprotodontia; Phascolarctidae
Gene: HTR1F
Product: 5-hydroxytryptamine receptor 1F
Biological process (GO): positive regulation of MAPK cascade; adenylate cyclase-activating adrenergic receptor signaling pathway
Cellular component (GO): plasma membrane
Molecular function (GO): G protein-coupled serotonin receptor activity
Source: RefSeq, a predicted model, not a curated record